Molecule: messenger RNA, 1463 nt
Organism: Durusdinium trenchii
Lineage: Eukaryota; Dinophyceae; Suessiales; Symbiodiniaceae
Source: the annotation of a GenBank genome assembly
CUUUUGGCUGGCAAUUUACUGUAUGUAUUUAUUCUAUUUUAUGUAUUUUUUAAACGAAACUGAUAUCACCGAUGAAUAACACUGAGUAGCUGUGUGAAUGGCCAAUGAGUAGUAAGAAGUUUUGUAUAGCUGAGCCUGCAGGCGAUCCUAGAACGAAUGGGUUACUGCAAAAAGUGUUUGAAAGGAACUUUUUCUUCUUAUAUAUAUAUAUAAAUAGUUCUUGAGUAUGCAGGGAUGUGACAAGAUGUUCAAUUUAGAUCACUUAGACCUUUGCAAACGUUUCUGCUCUAUAUCCGGUCUUGCUCAAGAAGCGAUGCCCUGCAAAUGUGCUGUGGGGCCAGUCCCAGCCUGAAGUGUGGACAAGUUGCAGUUGGCCUUAAUCCUACUUUCCUUUUGUUCUGACUGCUGCUGCUUCACAAAUUGAAACCUUAAACCGAUUCAUGGAUCCAGUUGUCAACUCAGUGAGUGUAGCGGCCAAGCACUUGCAGAAAGCUACAUUGCGUUUAAAGAAACAUUCUACACGCAUGGCUUUGGAUCGUAGUUUGGUGAGGCUCAGGCUUAGAAACUGAUGGAAGCCGCCAAACCGGCGCCCAAGCGCCGGAAAACCAAAGCCAAUCGGUUGACAGAAGCGUUGGAAGCCGAUGCAGACAAGGAUGAAGAAGCCGAGCCCAGAGGAGUCGUAUAUUUGGGUUCUCUUCCCAACGGUUUUUUUGAGCCGCAGAUGAAGACGUACUUCUCCCAAUUCGGGGAGGUCACCCGCUUUCGGCUCUCUCGCUCGCCAAAAACUGGCGGGUCCAAGGGCUUCGGCUUCAUUGAGUUUAGACAGGAGAGCGUUGCAAAGAUCGUGGCGCAAACCAUGAACAAGUAUCUUCUUGGUGACAGGUCUCUGGUGUGCAAGUUCAAGCCCAAGGACGAGUGUCACCCGAAGAUGUUCAAGGGCUGGCGAAGGAAGCCUUUUGACCCAAGACCUCGCCGACGAGAAAAGCAGAUGCUUUCCGUAAAUGAUCGACCCACAGUCGAGGUCGAUGGUCAAGCUGUGCCACAGCUCACAGAGCUCCAGGUGAAGCACCAUGAGAGGCGCAGGAAGAAACUCAAGGGAAAGCUUCGGCAGUUGGAAAUCGACUAUGACGUCGAUGAGAUCUUGAAUGGAGGUGGGACUGCAGAUAAUGAAGCCGAGGCAGAGGAGCCUGAAGCUCAAGAACAGAAGCAGCCCAAAAAGAAGAAGAGGAGGCGGGCUGCAGUUGGUUAAUCCCGAAAUGUGCCAGGGCAUAUCCUAAGACCCUCAGCGGAUGCUCGAGUGAGACAUUCCAGAACUGGAUGUCUUUCAAUGGAACGAGGCUUCAGGUUGUAUUGGGCACCCACAUGCUGAGCAUAUUGGGGUUCCUAGGUUUGCUAGAUUCAAGAUGGGUGAUCAAUGCAAUUGUGUCUCAUUGAGCGACACCUCCAUCGGGCUUGUGCGCCCA